Messenger RNA from Rhododendron vialii, 1688 nucleotides. RefSeq names its product lipid droplet phospholipase 1-like. The transcript has 10 exons. Bases 300 to 1400 code for a protein of 366 amino acids. The record is from RefSeq and is a predicted model, not a curated record. Lineage: Eukaryota; Viridiplantae; Streptophyta; Magnoliopsida; Ericales; Ericaceae.
AGUUCAACUCCACCCUUCCCCCAAGCUCUAUAUUUGGAUUUGGUUUUCCGCAACGCGGCCUCUCUCUCUACCUAUUACUCUACUUUUCUUUUCCUUCGCCCCCUGGACACCUCUCUCUCUCUCUCUCUCUCUCGUCACAACCACCUCCCGCAUUCCCCUCGUGUAUACACACACGCCCUCUCUCUCAUCCGACUUGUCCCGACCGUUUGAAUUCUUAACUCGAAGAUUGAUCAGUUUCUGGUACUUCACAAUCUAGUUUUCGAUUAAUAGCGGGCCGAUGCGGGGUAGGUGACCUGAGAAUGAGCGAAGCAAGAGGAAUGGGAAACGUCACAGUGAAGAACGGUGUUUGCUCGUCGGAAUCGGUGAAUGGCGGGAAAGAUAUGUGGAGUUGUGACAAAUCUGCUGCUGCUUCAGCUGAUCAUCUUGUCGUCAUGGUCCACGGAAUUCUCGGAAGUUCUAAAGAUUGGAAGUUUGCAGCUGAGCAGUUUGUUAGAAUGAUACCUGAUAAAGUAUUUGUUCAUCGUAGUGAACGAAAUACGGCCAGCCUGACAUUAGAUGGUGUGGAUGUAAUGGGUGACCGAUUGGCAGAGGAGAUUCUUGAGUUGAUUAAACAAAAACCAAGUUUACGCAAGAUCUCCUUCGUUGCACAUUCAGUUGGAGGACUUGUGGCGAGAUAUGUGAUCGGGAGAUUAUUUCGACCUCCUGGAAGCAACAAUAUGGAGGAUUCAUUGCCUAAAUCCUGUGAAGAGCUGUCCAAGGGUACAAUAGGUGGUUUGGAGCCUAUGAACUUCAUUACCUCUGCUACACCCCAUCUUGGUUCUAGGGGUAAUAAACAGGUACCCUUUCUUUUUGGUUCACCUGCCCUUGAAACAACUGCUAGACUUGUUAUUCAUUUGAUAUUUAGAAGAACAGGCCGACAUCUUUUUCUCGUGGACAAUGAUGAUGGAAAGCCUCCAUUACUUAAACGGAUGAUAGAAGAUUACGGUGAAUGUUACUACAUGUCUGCAUUACGUUCAUUCAAACGCCGUGUGGCAUAUUCCAAUGUUCAAUAUGACCAUAUAGUGGGCUGGAGAACCUCAUCAAUUAGACGCAAUAGUGAGCUUCCCAAGUGGGAGGAUUCUUUAAACGGAAAAUAUCCACAUAUCGUAUUUGAAGAACACUGUAAGGCGUACGACAUGGAGCAGUGUGAACCCACUGCACUAGCAAAUGAUUGUUCAGAUAAGCUGGAAGAGGAACUUGUGACUGGCCUAUCGCGUGUAUCGUGGGAAAAAGUAGAUGUCAGUUUUCAUAGUUGCAAACUGAGGUCUGCUGCUCAUAGUCUGAUUCAGGUCAAAGACCAUGCUCUGCAUUCAGACGGCGCAGAUGUCAUACAACAUAUGAUUGAUCAUUUGAUCCUUUAGAUGGUCAUCAGCUCAAGUUUCACCGACCAAGAAUGCAUGGUGUAUUGGUAAAGCUACGAUGGGCCUGGUGCCAAAAUCCCUCCUCUUUUUUUUUUUGGGAGGAUGAGAGUUUGCCAAUUCCCGGGGUUGUAAGCUGCAAAGUUACCAGGUUAUCGGCAAUGACAAACUGUAUGAAAACUAUUGCUAAAGUAUGAAGCAACUAUAAGAAAUUUUGUUUAUCCAUUACCUCCUCCAAUGUGCAUGAACACAAACUAUCUAUCAUUAAAAUGGAAUUCGGGCUUUCAAAUA